Molecule: messenger RNA, 1984 nt
Organism: Coffea eugenioides
Lineage: Eukaryota; Viridiplantae; Streptophyta; Magnoliopsida; Gentianales; Rubiaceae
Product: integrin-linked protein kinase 1-like
Exons: 12
Coding region: 349-1734 (461 amino acids)
Biological process (GO): protein phosphorylation
Molecular function (GO): ATP binding; protein kinase activity; protein binding
Source: RefSeq, a predicted model, not a curated record
UUUGACUUUCUCCGCCCGUCCCUCUGUACUCGUCUCCCUACUCCAAUAAGCUCAAAACCUCCGCCAACCGCCUCUUCCGCCGCCCAUUUAAGAUUCUUUCUCCUUCUUCUUCCUCUUCAGAUGAAUCUCCAUUAAAAAAAAAAAAACUCCAAAAGGGUAAAAUUUCGCUUUCAAUCGUACAGAAAAAAAAAGGAAAGAGAUGAUGCUUCUAGAAGACUUGAAAAAGUUACCUACUCUCUUCACUCCUCUCCUGUGAACUUCAUCAAAAAUCUUCUCCAUCAUUAUCAUAAUUAAGCUUAUAAAUUGCUCCAAAAAAAUUUUUUAAACUCAAAAUUGUGAUUUUUGACUAUGGAGACGAAGUCGCAGCAGAGAUUUGGAUUUGGCAGACAAUCGUCACUAGCUCCGGAGGGGAGAAACGACGACGCUGCGAUUGCUUCUGUCGGAGAUGAUGACGUUGAUCCUGGAGUGAGGCUAAUGUACAUGGCGAAUGAAGGUGAUGUUGAGGGAAUUAAGGAGGCUUUGGAUUCCGGAACGAGUGUGAAUUUCCGUGAUGUUGAUGGUCGGACGGUGUUGCACGUUGCCGCCUGUCAAGGUCAAGACGACGUCGUCAAGUUGCUACUCCGUCGUGGUGCCGAGGUCGACGUCAAGGAUUGCUGGGGCAGCACGCCUCUUGCAGAUGCAAUUUAUUACAAAAACAAUGAUGUCAUUAAGCUUCUGGAGGCACAUGGAGCAAAACCUCUGAUGGUUCCCAUGCAGGUGCGAAAUGCUCGUGAAGUUCCAGAGUAUGAAAUUGAUCCGCGAGAACUUGAUUUUAGCAAGAGUGUUGACAUAACAAAAGGGACAUUCUGCAUUGCUUCCUGGCGCGGAACCCUGGUUGCUGUUAAGAGACUUGGCGAGGAAUUGUUGACUGACGAAGAUAAAGUAAAGGCAUUCAGGGAUGAGCUUGCUCUGCUUCAAAAGUUGCGUCAUCCUAAUGUUGUUCAGUUUCUUGGUGCCGUAACGCAAAGUAGUCCAAUGAUGAUCAUUACGGAAUACCUGCCGAAGGGAGAUCUUUGUGCAUUCUUAAGACGGAGAGGUGCCUUAAAGCCAGCACUGGCAGUCAAGUUUGCUUUGGAUAUUGCCAGAGGAAUGAAUUACUUGCAUGAGCAUAAACCGGAAGCAAUAAUUCAUCGAGAUCUGGAGCCUUCAAACAUUCUACGAGAUGAUUCUGGGCAUCUGAAAGUUGCGGACUUUGGACUCAGCAAACUGGUAAUAGUUGGAACAAGAACAAUUAAAGAAGAUAAACCGGUUGGAUGCCAAGAGACUUCUUGGCGAUAUUUGGCUCCUGAAGUUGAUAAAAAUGAGGAAUAUGAUACUAAAGUUGAUGUCUUUUCAUUUGCAUUAAUACUGCAGGAGAUGAUUGAAGGCUGUCCUCCAUUUUCUGAUAAGCAAGAGAGACUAGUCCCAAAAUUGUACGUGGCAAAUGAACGCCCUCCUUUCAGAGCUCCACCGAAGCUUUAUGCUCAUAAGCUCAGGGAGUUGAUUGAAGACUGCUGGAAAGACAACCCAUCGGAAAGACCAACUUUUAGGCAAAUAAUUUCCGAGUUGGAGGGUAUUGAUAGCCAUCUCAUUCGUGGAAAGCGUUGGAAGGUGAAGGCGCUCAAGUGCUUCCAAAACCUUGAAGCCAUCCUUAAAUUGGAUCAUUCUAAUUCAAAAAACCGGUCCUCCCGUUCAAAUCUCUCCUCCAUUGGGUGACGCACACAAGCCAAUUGUUCCCACCAUCUGUGCGCUUAUAUAGCCUUCAAUCUUUGACGUCUAAAUUCUCUCGUUCAAGUAACAAGAAUUUACUUGUGAUUUUGCCCUUUUGUGAUUUUGCCUUUAUAUUGUUUCGGACUACCAUUUGUACAAAUAGUACAUGCUUACUGACUAUGUACAGCCAUAUUGAACGACUUUGGACCAUAGUUCUUGCCGCAGCCAUCAACAUAGAAGCUUUUGCCUUGCUUAA